This is a messenger RNA of Daphnia magna, 2079 nucleotides long. RefSeq lists its product as uncharacterized. Lineage: Eukaryota; Metazoa; Arthropoda; Branchiopoda; Diplostraca; Daphniidae. The record is from RefSeq and is a predicted model, not a curated record.
UCCCUUAAACGCAGCGCCGCCACGCGUAGCCUUCAGUCAACAUAAGCAAGAAAAUCAUUCUUCAUUCCUUUCCACGAUUUCCUUCAUUCCUUCCCCAUGGCUGGUAAUAUUCAAGGGAAUGUCUCUUUCAAAUCCGUUGAAAUUAAAAUCUUCAAGAAAAACUUGCUUCUUUUGUGGUGUCAAUUAUCAGGAUGAAAACAAAAGAAUUGGUAUUUUUGGUGUACCUAAGAACAAGUUUUCUAGUUGGCAAUUAAUCAUUCCAGAGCUGAAGCAAGCAUCGUUACUGUGUGAAAAGCAUUUUGAUGAGUCAGAUGUUUUAAAAGGAUUUACAGAUGGCACAGUGUAUCAUCCCUAUGGAAGAUGGAGAUUAAGUAUUUCUGCUGUUCCUCAACAUUUCUUGGGUAUAAAGGAAGCUUCUUCCAAAGUAGUCAAACGUACUCCUCUGAAACAACUGUUUUCAGUCAACACACAACAGAAGAAACGUGAUGGCAUACAAGCUAAAAUUUCUAGUGUUCAUUCUAUGUCCAACAAUCACCAAAACCUACCAUCACCUCUGAGUAAUGGAGCAAACAGACACAAACCAUUAAAAAGAACUGUUGGUACCGAGAAUACACCACCUAACCAACAUAACAAAAAAUUGAAACUUAUAAGCCACCAAGCACCUAGUCGUGUUUCUAAAAGCAAUACUCCAUUUCAAUCGGUUGCUUUACCAACCCUACAACAUCCAGAAACAGAAAUCAUUGGUGGCAUUGAUCUGAUGGAGACUGGUGAGCCUUUUAAGUUUCUCAUUGAGACUGAAACCACACGAGACACUGCUAGUUGUAAUAGGCCUACUACUACUCCAUUUCAAUUGGUUGCUUCACCGCCACAACAAGAUCCAGAAACAGAAAUAAUUACCUACAAAACAACAAACCUUCAAGCUGUCCAAGCAUUAUUCGUUAGUCUUCCUGUUCCUCAUUCCAAUGAAUUGUUGUCUCUACCACCAGAAGCCACAGAAACUACUCACAGCUCAGAUGUAACUACAGCAAAUGAAACUACGGAUGCAGAAAUAGUUGUUGCCCCAACUGUCAGGAAAAAGCCAAAAAGAGUUUAUCGAAUAAAGGCACCAACUUACUGCAAAUGCCAUAAAGAAAUAAAGGGGAAGUGUGCACCCUGUCAGAUAAGGGAACUAAAGAUGCUUGUACAGGAAAAGGACAAACAACUGAAGAUUGUGAGGAGUUAUCAAGUUAAAGCGACAGUUGACUUAGCAAAACUAAAAUGUAAAUUGAAGGAAAAGGACAAAAAACUGAAUACGUCAUCGAAACAAUUGGCGAGAAUGCGUCAGUAUGCGGUGGAUUGCGUAGAAACCAUCUCUAAGCUAAAGGAUGACGUUGCAACCCUUACCAAAAAUCAACUGGACGAGAAAAUUAAGCAUCUAACUCACGGAGAAAGAGUCAUCAUCAACACCUUCAUCAUGAAGGGCAAAGCUGAGCUUAAGGCUGAUACUGGAAGAGCUUUCUGUUCGCUAUGUGAAUGUUAUGGACGACGAAAUGUCUACUGACGAAACCAAAGAUGAAAUGAUUUAUGAUAUGUGCGGUUAUCUUCUGAAAACUCGUGAUACCGUCUGGACUAACUGUGAUGAUUGCAAAAAAGGUCUUAUCACAAAAUAUGAAGACUUGCCUCUAACGUUCUUGUCCGCCGAGUACACUGCUGAAAGAAAUCACGGGGGUUUAACCUUCGUAACUGUCAAUUUUUUUAAAAUAAUUCAAAAAGUUGAAAAUGUGAUAACCAAUUUUUUUGAUAACGAUACUCAUAUUUAUGUAACGAAUUGCUAUGAGGAAGUCAUGUCAGAGUUAUGUAAAUUAAAUGUUUUGAAUGUUUGCUGUGAUAAACACGAAGAUUCCUUGCCCUAUUUAAUAAUGCAAUAUGUACAUAUUCGUUUUCACACAGAGUCUAAGCGAUUUCGAAACAUACAUCUGUCUAGUGAUCGAACGCAAAUGAAAACUAACAAAAAAUUGUCAAGAAUCCCAAAAAGUGCUGAAAUUCAAUGUGAAAAAGUCAAAGAAAAAGAAACAGCAAAUACAACGGAUAAAACUUAAA